Caenorhabditis briggsae is the source of this 231-nucleotide messenger RNA. The coding region runs from base 1 to 231 and encodes 76 amino acids. The transcript is spliced from 3 exons. NCBI's taxonomy places the organism in Eukaryota, Metazoa, Nematoda, Chromadorea, Rhabditida, Rhabditidae. The record is from RefSeq and is a predicted model, not a curated record. Gene Ontology annotation, molecular function: fatty-acyl-CoA binding.
AUGGGGAUGAAAUGGACUGGGCUCACUUUCGAGAUUGCCGCUGAAGAGAUGCGUCGUCUCAAAUCAACGCCAUCUGAAAGAGAGCAAAUGAAAUUAUACGGGCUGUACAAACAAGCUCUUCAUGGUGAUAUUCCGAAUGAAGAUGUAUAUCCUGUUUCCCAAAAGGAGAAACAGAGCCUGGAGCCAGAGAAGUCAUCUGCUCUCGCUGAACGCGUAUAUCUCACAAACUAA